Molecule: messenger RNA, 1603 nt
Organism: Aplosporella prunicola CBS 121167
Lineage: Eukaryota; Fungi; Ascomycota; Dothideomycetes; Botryosphaeriales; Aplosporellaceae
Exons: 2
Coding region: 20-1153 (377 amino acids)
Biological process (GO): tRNA wobble position uridine thiolation
Cellular component (GO): cytosol
Molecular function (GO): sulfurtransferase activity; tRNA binding
Source: RefSeq, a predicted model, not a curated record
CAAUUUUAUAAAAUACUCCAUGCAGCCCGCCCGACUCUGCCAGCGCUGCCGCCAGGCCGACGCUACCGUGCUGGCUCGCUCCCAGCACCUCUGCAAAGACUGCUUUACCGCCUACAUCCAGAUGAAGGCCGUCAAGCGCAUGGAGUCUUACGCCUACCAGGUCCGCUUCAACUCCGCCGAGCAACGCACCCUCUUGCUGCCACUUUCGCUCGGCGUCUCCUCCACCGUCCUGCUACAGUCGCUGCACAUCCACCUUGACAGGCAAAAAAGCAAAACCGGCCGCACCGGCUAUGCACUGCACAUUCUUUUCGUCGAUACUUCCGCCGUCGAGCCCGACACACCUGAUGCUGGUCGGCUAGAAGCCCUGAAGGAAAGAUUCCCCGGGCACGCUUUCAGUAGCAUCCUUCUCGCCGACAUCUUCGAUAACAGUGAGCCGCGGGAGUUGCUGGACAUCCCCGAGGCGCACUUUCUCAAGGCCGAGGACUUACUGAAAAGCCCCCAAGAAAAAUUGGAGAAACUGAUUGUUUCAUUGCCGUCCGCAACAGCUCGUGCGGAUGUCAUAACCAUUCUUCGGACCAAGCUUAUCACACGCUUCGCACAACAGAAUGGCUGCGAAGCAGUGCUCUGGGGCGAUAGUACUACCAGGAUCGCGGAGAAAACUUUAGCAGAAACGUCCAAGGGACGCGGAUUCUCCUUGCCCUGGCAAGUAGCUGACGGCAUGUCUCCUUACGGCAUUGCUUUCAAUUAUCCCAUGCGCGACCUGCUCAAGAAGGAGCUCACUUUACAUGCAGAACUUACUUCGCCGUCCUUGACCCCCUUGAUCCAUACGCAAGCCGCAGUGCAAGUUUCCGCUAGUGCCAAAAACACUACCAUCGAUGAUCUCAUGAAGCAGUAUUUCCAGGAGGUUGAGCAAAAUUAUCCCGGCAUUGUUGCAAACGUUGUUCGUACAUCGAGCAAGCUUGAGGCAGCUUCAGUUACCGAGAGUAGAUGCAGUCUAUGCAGCAUGCCAGUUGCCGAUGCGCGCUUCGGCAUACAUGGCUGGGGUGGUGACCAGGGUGGCAAUGGCGCUCCAGAUGUGUCUCGGUCGGCGCAAGAACACCUGUGCUACGGGUGCACAAGAUCUGCGCCACAAGCUGCAGGAUCGCUCCAAUGAGGUACAAACCAAUAAGCACACGGGCGUAAGAACGAAUCAGACCCUCAUGGCGAUGCACAACCUGCUUCCAAUAAUUCUUCAUCUAUGUUCGGAGUACUGCUUAUGCGAAGCUCCCAAUUCGACUUAUGCACAGGCUUUCAUCGAAUAUUGUAAUUUUAUGGAAAGCAGUAUUCAAAGAUGCACCACCACCAACGAGCAUUCGACCAACGUUAUCUCGAUGUCUCAACCAUUUAGGACUUGAUGACGCACAGAUGAGGAACUCUACGAGGCGGGUUUUCCAUCAUGACACUCUCAGAACCAUCUGUAUGUAAGGAUGAGAGCUUACUGAGUCACGACAUCUGCCUUUGCUGUGACAACACCCCAAACUCCAGUUAUUGCUGCAUUCUCUGCAUGAGCAGCCCACAGGGUUGUAGUGAGUGGCUUUCCCAGACAAGGCUGUAAGGUCGCUCU